UAAUUCUUCCUCUAGCACACAGCUGCCCCUCCUUCCUCGGCUGAAGGCUGCAGUCUAGAGAGCAGGGAGUGGGAGACUGUGCCUGUCACUUGUACGGUUCUCUCAUCUGAAGACACUGCAGUCCUUCCCCGGGUGAGCGAUCCCAGCCAUGGCAGCAAUUCGGAAAAAGCUGGUGAUUGUUGGUGAUGGUGCAUGUGGAAAAACCUGUCUCCUGAUAGUCUUUAGCAAGGAUCAGUUUCCUGAAGUAUAUGUGCCAACAGUCUUUGAAAACUACAUAGCUGACAUUGAAGUAGAUGGAAAACAGGUGGAACUGGCUCUGUGGGACACAGCAGGGCAAGAGGAUUAUGACAGACUGCGCCCACUCUCUUACCCUGAUACCGAUGUUAUUCUGAUGUGUUUUUCAAUUGACAGCCCAGACAGCUUAGAGAACAUUCCUGAGAAGUGGACACCAGAAGUAAAACAUUUCUGUCCUAAUGUGCCAAUUAUUUUAGUUGGUAAUAAGAAGGAUCUCCGAAAUGAUGAACAUACCAGGAGGGAGCUAACAAAGAUGAAGCAGGAGCCUGUUAAACCGGAAGAUGGGCGGGAAAUGGCAAACCGCAUUAAUGCUUUUGGAUACCUUGAAUGCUCUGCCAAGACGAAGGAUGGUGUGCGAGAGGUGUUUGAAAUGGCAACACGAGCAGCCUUGCAAGUCCGAAAACACAGGAAGAAGCAGCGCUGCUCCAUCCUAUAAGUAAAGUCCUAGAGCCUGUUGGGAAGACCAAGAGAAGAACAAAGCAAAUAGCUGUUUUUGCUGCUGUACCACCUGCUAUCUGAUGCCAGAGACUCCAGCAGCGAAGGGCUAUAUGCGCAGUUUGUACUGUAAAUGUAUGUAUUCUUGUUUUUUUUUUUGUUGGUUUCAUUUGUUUCACACCUAAA
Molecule: messenger RNA, 915 nt
Organism: Nanorana parkeri
Lineage: Eukaryota; Metazoa; Chordata; Amphibia; Anura; Dicroglossidae
Product: rho-related GTP-binding protein RhoC
Exons: 5
Coding region: 149-730 (193 amino acids)
Biological process (GO): small GTPase-mediated signal transduction
Cellular component (GO): neuron projection
Molecular function (GO): GTP binding; GTPase activity
Source: RefSeq, a predicted model, not a curated record